Messenger RNA from Asparagus officinalis (garden asparagus), 1260 nucleotides. RefSeq lists its product as uncharacterized. The coding region runs from base 111 to 971 and encodes 286 amino acids. The transcript has 6 exons. The record is from RefSeq and is a predicted model, not a curated record. Lineage: Eukaryota; Viridiplantae; Streptophyta; Magnoliopsida; Asparagales; Asparagaceae.
UUACUAAACGCUGAAGCGUGAUACUAGAAUUUUCUCUUACCUUUUCUCUCUGCCCUGCGUUACUGAACAUGGAGAGGGCGAGAACGAGCGGCAUCUAGAAAAGGACGAAAAUGGCGAGCGAAAUCGAGAAACCGGCUAAGAACUCGGCGGGGAUGGAGGCCGAGGUCGUCCCUGUCGAGCUCCCGGUUCCAUCGGGACGGAAGAAGAAGAAGAUUCGAAGCACAAAAGCAUGUGCACGUCAGGCUAAUCGAGAGCGGAUGAAUUCACUAGAAAGGGAGAUCCACCAAAGACGGAUGUCUCAGAUGUUUGAGAUGGAGCAUCAGGAGGUAGAUAAGGGGAUUGGGGCAUGUGAACAAGAUUUAGAGGAGUCUGAAGCAAUGGAAAGGGCCUGGAUGGAAACUCAACGUCUCAAGCGAGCUGUGCAUAAACUGCCGAUUCCAGGGGCUAACCGAGAGCGGAUGAGUUCACGUCAAAAGGAGAUCCACCGUAUACAGAGGUUUCAGAGGCUUAAGAUGGAACAUCAGGAGAUAGAUAAGAGGAUUGAGGCAUAUGAACAGCGGUUAAAGCGGUUCAAGGAGUUUGAAGAAAAGGUAAAGGCCAGGAGGGAAUCUCGAUAUGAUUAUUUGAAGGGGGCUGGGUAUAAACUGCCAAUUUCAGUGCGAAAAUUGGAUACAGCCAAGUCGACAUCUACUUGGAAUUCUACGUGCUCUGCAUCUAUUUCCAGGAUUGAUCAGGCUCUGUCGCUAUCUAGUUCGUUGUUCUUUCUUUUCUACCUCCGUUGUUGGAAGCUCUUUGAUUUCUUUAAGACAGGUUCUGCAGCAAGUUCUCCAACCGGAGUGAGAAUUGCUACGUCAGGACUUAAUGUGGUUCUGCACAAAGGAGAGGAUCAACGCCCAGGCUCUGCAGAUCUUGUUCUUCACCGUCAACUCCCAGCAUUAUUAGGUUUUGACAAGGAUCAACAUUCUGUUUAAGUGAUUUCCUCCCUGCUUGAGUUUGUCUGUGACCAACUGCCAAUGUUACAAAAAUUAUCAAACUGGGACUCAGUUUGUUUCCUCAUAUUAAGGGGAUUGCAUUAUUUUGGUUCUGCAAUUUGGGAUGCCUGUGGAGGAACACAUCAGUAGUCUCCUCAACACGCUCUUUUUAUCUGCUUUUCGUUUCAUGAUAAUCUGUUUCAUGAUAAUUGCUAGAUCUAUAUGUAUAAGCUCCUAUAGCUAAUUAUCAUGAAUUAAGAGCAUUGUUUUUGUUGGUGGCUUUUGUUUA